This is a messenger RNA of Xyrauchen texanus (razorback sucker), 855 nucleotides long. RefSeq lists its product as uncharacterized. The record is from RefSeq and is a predicted model, not a curated record. Lineage: Eukaryota; Metazoa; Chordata; Actinopteri; Cypriniformes; Catostomidae. Bases 16 to 855 code for a protein of 279 amino acids. The transcript has 6 exons.
AUGGUGUGAGCUUGAAUGGCUCAAGCGCAGUGUUGGCCUGCUGAGGGAAAGGACCUGCAUUUAGCAACGCUGAUCACGGACCGUCAUCGCCAGGUUGCCAAAUGGGUGAGAGAGGAGCUGAGCCCUGAAGGGACACGGCAUUAUUUUGAUGUGUGGCACAUUGCCAAAAGUCUGGGGAAGGCAUUGGAUGCAGCUUCAAAAGAGUGUGACCAACUACAGCUGUGGAGGCCUGCUAUAGUGAAUCACCUCUAUUGGACUGCAGCCUCAACCCCAGACGGCAACCCAGCAGUCAUGGAGGCUAAAUGGAAAAGUUUAGUCAACCACAUCCAGGACAUCCAUGACCAUGACACCCCUGCUUUCUCCAGUUGUGCCCAUGGCCCUCUAGAUGGGGAUCAGCGCAACAAAGAGUGGCUGGACCCAGGCUCAUUGGCAGCAGUAAAGUUGGAGAACAUAAUCACGAGGACUGCCUUACUGAAAGAUGUUCGACAGCUGUCUCCACAGCAUCAGACAUUCUCCCUUGAGGCUUACCACUCCCUCAUCUUGCACUUCGCACCCAAGCACACAGGGUUUUCAUACGUUGGGAUGUAUAGCAGGCUUCUCUUAGCGGCUGCAUUACAAUCACAAUGCCAACCGCUGAGACAGCACGGAAAAGUGAUGGGACGGAGAAGUUAUGCAACAUCAUUGAUGAAGGCCCUUCAGGAAAGCUACACCCAUUCACCUGCAGCUCUUCGAGAGGUUAGCGCUAAUUUGUCCUCCGAUGCACCCGCCCCCAUCGCUAAAUCCUUCGAACAGGUUAAUAAGGAGGAGGCCGUCAGCCUCUUCCUAGCCCGGCAGUCACGCUACAAGAGAACCUAA